Molecule: messenger RNA, 969 nt
Organism: Thlaspi arvense
Lineage: Eukaryota; Viridiplantae; Streptophyta; Magnoliopsida; Brassicales; Brassicaceae
Source: the annotation of a GenBank genome assembly
AUGGUGGCGGUGAUCGCGGUGUUAGUCGCCGGAGCCGCGGUCGCCUCCAGACACUCCCGGAAAAUUUCUCUCUUCGGCGACAAUCGUAAGUCCUCCAACUGUUCUGAGGAUUCAUGGAAAUUUAACGGAGUGGAUGAUGAUUGCCAUUGUGAUUAUGAAACGGUAGACAGCCUUAAUGAACAAGUGUUGUAUCCGUUGCUUCAAGAGCUCGUCACCACUCCAUUUUUCAAAUAUUUCAAGGUCUGCCACGUUGUUUUUGGAAAACAAAAAUGGAAAAAGAAGACUUUGAGAUCAAGCUGUGGCAUUCCUCUUAAGAAACCUUGCACUUCAUCAAGGUCCCCAUAUGCUAAUUUGAUGUGCCAAGAAGGGAAGAAACCACAGGAUACAGUUGACCGCAGACCAGACGUUAAAGAUUUCUUCCACUGGACAGAAAGAGACAACCCUUGGACUCAUGAUGAUGAGAUGGAUGGUUGUGAGAUGUCAUAUGUAAAUCUUCAAUUGAAUCCUGAACGUUACGCUAGCUAUGGAGGUCCAUCUGCCAUAAGAAUAUGGGAUGCUAUAUAUUCAGAAAAUUGUCCAAAAUGUGGGUUUCUUGUAAAAUUUGAGUUCUCCAAAAUUAAUGUUGAAGGCGUACUGCAAAAGAAGUGGGGUAAUAACCCUGAACUAAUGUAUGAUUGUGUCUUGAGAUAUCCUGAGCGUGUUAAAAACUUGUAUUUCACUUUCCUUUUUGUUCUUCGAGCCAUGACGAAAUUAGUUUACAACCCAAAACUGCAAGCUGCAUGUCCUCUUCCAUUUGAUGAAAGCAAGCUGUGGCAAGACCAAAAGGGACCCCAGCUGAAGCAGCAGAUUCAGCAGCAAUUCAGAAACAUUAGUUCCCUGAUCGAUUGUGUCCAAUGUGAGAAGGCCAUCUUUGGGGAAGCUUCAAGUUCUUGGUCUGGGCACCGCAUUAAAGAUCCUCUUCUCUGUUGA